This is a messenger RNA of Mycena indigotica, 1008 nucleotides long. RefSeq names its product Ankyrin repeat domain protein. The transcript has a single exon. NCBI's taxonomy places the organism in Eukaryota, Fungi, Basidiomycota, Agaricomycetes, Agaricales, Mycenaceae. The coding region runs from base 1 to 1008 and encodes 335 amino acids. The record is from RefSeq and is a predicted model, not a curated record. Gene Ontology annotation, molecular function: protein binding.
AUGUCGACCACGUAUAUUGACUGGCUGCCGCCUGAACUCUUUGCGCUCAUCGCCGAGGAUCUAUCUCUCCCCUCUUUGAACGCCUUUGUCACGUCCAAUCGGCGCAUUCACGAGAUCCUCCAACCCACACUUGAUCGCUAUCUCCGUCCAGAAAUGGUGCCAAACCUUCUUCUGUGGGCAGCGUUUGGUUCCAAGCCACACAUCUUAUCGAAACUCCUUGCUCCUCCCCACUCGACAGACCCGAACACGAGGAUCAAGCAGAAGAAAUACGAUAGCCAAACCCCGCUGCACGCAGCAGCAGAAGCGGGCUCACUCGAGGUUGCUCAAUUGCUGCUUAAAGCAGGGGCCGAUCCAGCUGCCAUUCGAUUCGACCACGACUAUCUUCGAGUCGGAUCUUAUCAACCCAUCCAUCUCGCAGUCUACAACGAGGAUUAUGCAAUGAUGGAGUUAUUGCUUCGGUACGGCGCACCCAUCGAUGCCCUCGGCGGACACCUCUUCCACAAAACUCCACUCCAGUUUGCGUGUACCUCCGGGAAACUGAGGCUCGUUCAAUUCCUUCUUGACCAUGGCGCCAAUGUCGAGUCAAGUCAUGACGGAUACGCCGCCCCGCUUGUCUGUGCUCUACGGGCUGACCCCCCACAGCCGCAAGUCGUCAAGCUCUUGCUGGAGCGUGGCGCAAAUCCUAACAUGGUCGCAGGCGGUGCACCCGUGCUCUACGAGAUGUUGGACUUGUGGCCUUCGAACACGUCCUGGAGUUUCCAGAAAGCGCUCGCGCUGAAGAAAUGGACCGGAUUGCCUUUGAAGGAUGCCCAGUGCGCCAACAUGGCAUUGCUGCUCCAUUACAAGGCAUCGAAAGAUGCCGUGACCGAGCACUUGCAUAACAGCCUCGAUUUUUUGGUCGAGAGAUCUGGUCGGGAUACUCAGAAAAUCAAAUCCAUCGUUAGGCAGAUGCUCAAUGACGCUGAAGCCGCCAUUCCAAACAUUCUUUACUCGCUGAGGCAUAUCUGA